AUGUCAUUUGAACUAAACAGUCAAGAUCAAGACACAGGGGACCAUACCAGAUUUGCUGAGGCUAAAUCUAUGCGAAAGCGCACGGAAGAAGAUGCCAGGCUCUUACUUCCCUCUUUCGCAAGCGAAAAAUUUUUUUCUUUUUCAAAUAUUAUUAAAAAUAAAAUUUUUCAAAAAAAUUUUAAAAUUUCGAAAGUAAAAAUAAUAAAAUUAUAUAUAUUAGAAUGCAUGACGUUUAAAAUUUUAUAAAAAUAGCAUGGUUUUUCAUUACUCCCCCGUCCUCCGUAAGCGAGCAAAACCAUUUGAAAGAUACCAAAUUUUGGGUAAAUAAUCCAGCGAACAAAAAAUUUUUUUAUAAAAUAUUUGAUAUAUAAGUAAUAAUUAAUAAUAAAAUCUCUAGUUAAUUAAUUCUGUUUGAUUUUAAAAACAUAGAUUUUAUAAUUAAAUUAAUUUUCACCAAUUGGAAUUUCAAAAAAAAAAUUACUAAAAAAUGGACAUAUAAAUUUUAAUUAAAAAAAACCCUUUGUGGCGAACAAAAUUUUUAUUUACUCACGGAGGAAGGGGGAGUUAGCAAUAGAUACUUAUAAUUUAUAUAAAAAUUAUUUGUAUAUAAUUUAUUUUUCAAUUCUCUAUAAAAAAGUAAAAUUCUUCUAAUAAUUUCGCUCAUCACAGAGGGGCUAGCAAAUCGUAUCGCCCUUCUCAAACAAGAAGAAGCUAAGGCUCUCAAAAAGAUUGAAGAGACUAGAAAAAAGGCAAAAGAAAUCGUUGAUAUGAAAGCCAGAAAUCUCGAAAUCCAACGCAAAAAAGAAGAAGAAAAAAAGCAGCAAGAAGAGUCAGAAAAAAGACGCCAAAUGGAAAAAAAACAACAAAAGGACCGAGAGAGGAAAAUGAAGGAGAAUCGCUCACAUUCGUUAAAAAAUAAAAUCCAAAAUGAUGCUCAAGCACUUAAACAGCUGAGACAAGAGAACUUGGAAGCAAUAGAGGCCAAAAGAAAUGAGGAAAGAAUGAUGAAAAUUUCGAUAAAGGAAAAAAUUAAUAAAGAUAAAUUGGAAGCGGAAGAAAGGAGAAGAAAAUUCGCAAUGGAAAAGAAAAUGGCUUUAAAGGCAGAGUUGGAAAGAAAGAUUGAGGAAGAAAAUAAAAUAAGAAGGGAAAAAGAGGAAGAAGUAAAUAAAAUGGAGCAGGAGGAACUUGAAUUGAUUCAAAGGUUGCAAAACACACAGCUUCUGCAACGAACUGCAUAUGAAGAACUAGAAACAGCAAUCGCUGGACAAGUUGAUGUGGAUACUGUUUUAGGUUCACGCUAUUAA
Molecule: messenger RNA, 1304 nt
Organism: Blepharisma stoltei
Lineage: Eukaryota; Ciliophora; Heterotrichea; Heterotrichida; Blepharismidae
Source: the annotation of a GenBank genome assembly